AGCGCGGAUACUACCGUGCCUCGCUCGGUUUGUCCCGAUUCCUUGGGGGGUGCGCGCACGUGCGUAUACCGGGCACGCGUACGCGCAAGCGCACCCCGUACGCUCGCCAAUCGUACCUGAUAACGGCGGCAACAACCACGCAACACUCUCAGUUAUGCCUAGUGCGGCACGGCGUCGCGACGCGGCCACACGAUCCUUCGAUCGACCGACUGGACGAUUUGCUCGUUCGUGUUUCACCGGCGGACCGCGGUGAAGAAAAACCGGAGGGACGUGCGUUUGUUCAUCCGUUCGCGCCGAAUUUUUCGUUUCGUUUCGAUCGGCAAUGAGACAACGCGGCGGCUCGUUCGACUCGAGGCGACGACAUCGAUCGCGCGAGUACCGUGUCGAGCAACGUCGAGCGGUCAGCCGUUGCUAAACGAAACGUCCUGAGCGUACAGCUGUUUGUAGCUGUUGGCGCGUUCUUUUCGGCUUAUUAGAACACAACUGCGUCAGUCGACAGUCGUUUAGAAUAGCCGAUCAACUCGUAGCCGAGAACUGUGGAACGGCCAACAUGCGCGUAGUUUUAGUUCGUCGAGGGGAUCUUCGAGUUCGAGUUCUCCUCUGACGCGACCAAAGAGAAAGAAAAAAAAAAAAAUAAAAUAUUUUGUUAACGCGAGUCGAACGGAAACGGAAUAAUCUAGUCCGUGUCCAAAGUGGAAUACUUCGUGCCGAUCGAAGAAGAAUGUAGAUAACACUUUAGGUCGCCGAUUCUUUCGAUCCGAUCAGUUCGGGGAAAAUAUCGUGAAUAUCGCGAGUGGAAACAAAAAAUGUGGCUGCUUCCGUUGUUGUUGGCGCCGAUGUUGGGCACGCUCGCCUCCGAGCUCUACUUUCCGCAGUCGAACUUGACCGUGAGGAUACCGUAUUUUUCGCGAGACGGCGAACGAGGACUCUCGCGGAGGUUGAAGUUGCUCGAGCUGAGGACGCUUCGAAACGACUCGACGGAGCCGAGCCAAGCGAGCUACCGCGUCGUCACCGUGCCCCGCGAGCCGCUCGUUUCUAUAGAUCCUGAAACUAACAGCCUGUUCCUGCACGGACUCUCCGACGAAGGUACGUCUUCCCGGUCCGACACGAUCGUCGUCCUGGCGAAACAGGAGCGUACCAACGAAGCUGUCCUGGAGAUCACGGUGAAACCAUUGCGCGUUAACGCGACGACCAUCAAUUGCGCCGACUACGUUCAGGACAUGUGCUUCUGGAACACGUCGAGGUAUCGGAUCUACGAGAACCAGCCGAUCGCAAUGAUCGGCACCUUCGGACCCGGCAUCUAUACGGACCUUUGUCCCAGCUUUCGCGUCACCGGCUACAAGCUGUUAAACGGCACGGAGUACUUUCACGUGUCCAACGACACGCUGUUCGCGAACGCGUUUCUGGACAGGGACUCGUUGGGCCCAGCACCGGGAGGGCCCGGGCCGCGAGUCGCCGUUCAAGUUCAAUGCGUCGUCUGGGAGGAGAUCACCGGGGUCCAGUACGCGCCGAUCGACACGUUGCGCAUCGAUGUUCUGGAUCAAGACGACAAUCCGCCGAUGGCGCAGGGCAAUGACUCAGUCGACGUGAGUCUCGGGGAGUUUACCGCGGGUGACAAGCUGGUCGACGACAACAAGCUGAUACUAAAGGACGCGGACACGGAGUACAGCAACCGCUACAACGUCGUCAUACACGGGGACACCCACAACGCCUUCAACAUCUCUUACAACACGUUGCCGAUCGAGGGUUCCGAAGGAAUACCUUACACCGCCAUAUUUAUGAAAAUUUUCGCAAAGACCACUCUUCUGCCAAAGUCGCCGUAUCGCGUGAUACUUCAGGUGAAGGACGAGUCUCUGAUUGCAGGAUACGGGGAAAACACGUUGAACAUCACGGUGACAUUCCACGGGCCGGAGCAUCGCACCACCACGACCACCGUGUCGCCGACGUCGUCCGGCAAACAACAGUCAUUCUCGUACCCCUCGGGCGUAAAGGUCGCCCGACUAGCGCCUCGUUACACCCGAGUCGCGAAACCGAGCACCGAGCCGCAACCAUCGCUCAUUUUCAGCGUUCACGGGUCGAGCGCGUUCGCCGUCACCCAUAAAGGUGGCAUCGUCUACGUCGCCGAUGAGGACUUGCUGAGGACAGAGUCGACAAACUUGGUGCUCAAGGUCAAGUGGAGCGCGAAGGAUCGCGUCGUUUCCUCGAGGACGAUCAAGGUCAACGUGAGCAACGUGCCAGCGUCGAAGGUGGACGCGUGCAGCCACGGCAAGAUCGGCCGAAUGCACUCGUGCGCCAACGCGGAAACACCGGAGGACUGCGAGUCCAGCUGCGGCGUCGCCAGUGGAUUUUACAGCAAAGGCAACUUCUCCGGUCAGUGCGUGUGGAGAUGGAACAAACGCUCGAACCAAGCCUCCAUCAUGUCCGAAUAUUAUCCGACCUGUUCCCCUAAUUUGUCUCACUGUCCCGACAACCAGUGCGACGAACUCGAACUGUUGGAUCGUCGCAUCUGUCCUCAGGAUUGCACGGAAGAAUCGGACGUCCACUUUGCUCACAUAAACAAGAACGGACGGGGGAUCAAGAGCGGUUUGGGAACCUGCGCGUGCAACGACGUGCUGCAGUGCACUUGCAACGUGGAUCGUUUCCGCGUCCGACACGAGAAUCCCGCGAGGGCCAACAAGGAGGGGAAAGAAGGCAAAGAGAGGAAGUCGCAGAACGAGGAGAACGAGAUUUUGAUAUCCGGUGCCCGAAAAGCGUCUCACGGACCGUGCGGACCCAUUUGCAUGAUAGGCGUGAUCGGAGGCAGUUUCUUCGUACUGAUAGCGAUCGUUGGCUCUUUGGUCACGUCGAGAUACAGGCUGGCCGCGAAGGAGGCUCGACGAGACGGCAAACGCAGGGUCGACGGCGUCGACUCGAACGUAAUCGGCAUAUUAUCCUCGGACUACGUCGACCGAGGCGACGGUUUGCUCAUCGGCUUGGACACCUUCACCGCGGCGAAUCGUCAUCUUCUUCUCCCUAAAACGUGUCCGCCGGACCCGAAGUGGGAGUUUCCACGGGAACGAUUGACCAUCAAGCAAGUACUUGGCGAAGGUGAAUUCGGCCGGGUGUUGCGCGCCAAAGCGAUCGACAUCGCGGGGAUCGCAGGGCCGACGACGGUCGCGGUGAAAACUCUGAAGGAGAACGCCUGCGCCUCUGAACUGGCCGACCUGUUGUCUGAGUAUCAGUUGCUGAAAGAAGCUCAGCACCCGAACGUGAUCAGGUUGUUAGGUGCCUGCACCACACCCGGCGCCCCGGUUUACCUCAUCAUCGAAUUCGCAGAAUUUGGCUCUUUGCGGAAUUACUUGAGGCGCAGCCGACACUUGGAAUCCGGAAUUAGAAGCGACGGUUGCACGUCCUUGUCCAACGUGGUUGCCUGCGAGGAGGAGGGGACACGGCCCGUGUACACGGUCACGCCGCGCGACAUUCUCUCGUUCGCUUGGCAGAUCAGCAAGGGAAUGGCCUAUCUCGCCGACAUCAAGCUGGUUCACAGAGAUCUUGCGGCGAGGAACGUGCUGCUCGCGGCCGAGAAGGUCUGCAAGAUCUCGGACUUUGGGCUGACAAGGGACGUUUACGAGGACGACGCCUACUUGAAGCGCAGCAAAGGACGAGUGCCGGUAAAAUGGAUGGCACCUGAAUCGCUAGCGGAUCACGUCUACACCAGCAAGUCGGACGUUUGGAGUUUCGGUGUUCUUCUUUGGGAGUUGGUCACUUUGGGCGCGUCCCCCUAUCCAGGCGUGGACGUGCACAAUCUCUACAAUUUACUCAAGGCAGGAUACCGCAUGGAGAGACCGGCAAACUGUUCGCAACAAUUGUACAAGCUGAUGACGUCGUGCUGGCAUCAAGAACCCGCAAUGAGGCCAUCCUUCAAGGAACUUGUCAGCCAUUGGGAGAAGAUGCUGGAGGACAGCAUCGAGUAUUUGGAUCUGAACCCGAGGACCGUUCACAAUCAGGCCUACUUUGCUUUGCUUCACGCGUUGGACAGUCCAUGCAGUACGUACAGUUCUGGCAACGACGGCACGACGGACGAUGUUUGCGAGAUCGAUACUCUGAGAACCGACGUGGUCAACUAUCUGGAGAGACCGUGUUCCGACCUGGUGACCAAAUGUGAUAAAGUCGACAAACUCCAUGCCCUCUGGCAGGAAUCCGCGGCUAUUUUCCCCGAGGAAUCGGUCAAACUGUACGUGAACGAUCGGUCACCGAGUUUUCCCGUUGGCCACUACGAGAGUCCUAUCAAGUUCAGAAACACAAGCGUCGCCAGCAACAGCGACAACGAUCUAGUCACGCCGACCAGCCAACGUCCGGCGCAAUCCUACAUCGACAUGGAGGGCAAGAAAUCCUCGCAGACAGAGGCGGAGAUAGAAUCGGAACCGGAAGCGGAGGAGUUACUUGUCUUUGCCAAUGGAAACGACAACGGUGAUCAACAGGCUCGCUCUAACUGAAAAUCGAUUGCCCGCGAGAAAAUCAGAGAUCCUGAAGAACGGACGAUUUCGAUGACGAUAACUCGUGCCUUUCUUUUCUUUUUUUUUCAUUUUUCGUUCGACGUGAAUAUCGUCGAGUGAACGACGACGGUUGUGAGCUACGAACAGCUUUGAUACUGUUUUCCUUUCUUCCUGUUAGGUGUACGUACGUGUCGCACGUAAGAACACAAAUCGAUGCACCUUGCAGGCGGACAAACACCCAGAUAGCGUAUCCGAAUCCAAAUAGAUCGAUACGCUUGUUUAAGAGGCAAGAACGCGAUCGGUGGAACGGGAAUCGACACGCUGCUGCAUUACAUUUUCUCACGCAAGUCGUCAGAUUCCUGUUCAACUAGUUUAUUUAAUUUAGUUUCUCGUGUUGUCAGUUUGUAUGCUCUUGGAUCUUUUUUUUUUUUUUACGACGGAGAACGUUCGAUUCGAACUAACAGGAAUUCUCCACAUUUGUUUCGUCAUCUGAAUUCCAACGAGACAAAGUAAAUGGCUUCCCGUUAACACGAGCCACCCUUAACUUCCUAGUAAUUGACUAACGUCCAAUUAACUCUGCAAACGACCUUUGGUAAUUUCGCCAUCGAUUGCGUGACAAGUCGUUGAAAGAGAAAAACAAAA
Molecule: messenger RNA, 5117 nt
Organism: Frieseomelitta varia
Lineage: Eukaryota; Metazoa; Arthropoda; Insecta; Hymenoptera; Apidae
Gene: Ret
Product: proto-oncogene tyrosine-protein kinase receptor Ret
Exons: 19
Coding region: 807-4475 (1222 amino acids)
Biological process (GO): protein phosphorylation; multicellular organism development; cell surface receptor protein tyrosine kinase signaling pathway
Cellular component (GO): axon; signaling receptor complex
Molecular function (GO): transmembrane receptor protein tyrosine kinase activity; ATP binding
Source: RefSeq, a predicted model, not a curated record